AGUUCACCGCCGCGUCGCGUCACGAGUACAUGUGUCGUGCGCACACGAACAAACGCGCCUCUUGAAAACGAUCGACUCAUAAAUCCAGUGAGAGAGGGCGACCUCUCUGUAACAGACAAAAUAGCUUCACAAGUGGAAAUGCCGACGAGCUUUUUCGGCGACCUGGGAGGCGGGGGUGGGCUGGUGGAGGACCAGCGUACGCUUCAACUGGCGCUCGAACUAAGCAUGCUGAACUUCGGGGAUAGCUUGCCGUCGUCAUCCAACCCGCUGGCCAGCCCGCUCGGCUUCGCGCCGCCGCCUGACGAUCGUGCGAAGAAGUCGCAAAAUAUGACCGAAUGCGUGCCAGUGCCGUCUUCGGAACAUGUAGCGGAGAUAGUCGGCAGACAAGGUUGCAAAAUCAAAGCUCUAAGAGCAAAAACUAACACAUACAUAAAGACGCCGGUGCGUGGUGAAGAACCUGUGUUCGUGGUGACCGGCCGCAAAGAGGAUGUGGCGCGAGCAAAACGUGAAAUCCUGUCAGCGGCGGAACACUUCUCUCAAAUACGCGCAUCGCGCAAAUGUGGAGCGGCGCCUCCUCCACCUGCCGGGGCGCCCGGGCAUGUCACCGCACAAGUGCGCGUGCCUUACCGCGUCGUCGGCCUCGUAGUCGGACCCAAAGGCGCCACCAUAAAGCGUAUCCAACACACGACACACACAUACAUCGUGACGCCAUCCCGAGAACGCGAACCUGUAUUCGAAGUCACCGGUUUACCUGAGAGCGUAGAAGCGGCCCGCAAGGAAAUCGAAGCACACAUCGCCCUACGCACUGGAGCCGCCGGUGGUGCCACUGCCGCGCCAACCGACAGUGAACCACUCGCGCAGCUUUACCGUGCCGGUAUCGCAUCUUUGCUGCGACCCGAGCAGGAAGCGACUUUCUCGUCGGCCGGCUCCUGCUCGUCAGGCGGGUCUUCGGCGAGACUAGGCGAUUUACUCGGGAUUUGGUCGUCUACGGAGCGCGACGAAGGCUUAGGGGAGUCACCAUCGUUUGAAUCUCCAGGGGGCGCUGCGGGCGUUUGGGGUUGGGGUCCGACUCGGCCAUCGCCGGCUGCGUCGCCAGCGCGCGCGUGUCUAGUGUGCGGCGAGCGUGGAGUCGCAGCGGCGCUGGUGCCGUGCGGCCACAACCUGUUCUGCCUAGAAUGUGCGCAGCGGCUGGCGGCGGGUGGCGCGCCAUGCCCCGCCUGCUCAGCGCCCGCGCACACAGCGAUCCGCAUCAUCUCGUAAGCGCCAACGACGCCGCGAGCCGCCACGAGCCGCACACUCGCCCGCUAGGGAUCGGUCUUUUUUACUCGAAUCGUUAUAAAAAUAUUAAAAGAAUAAAAAUUGCGUAAACGAAAUCCUGGUGCCAAAAGUCGGCGCCCCGCCGGCACGGCCCGUCCGCCGCGCCGUACCUAUCGUAAGUCGGCAGAGUUGUUCUCGAUAUAUUUUCUUAUUAUGAACGUUUUUUAUUAGGUCGUCGAGCGCAGCGUGCGCUCGCCGCCACAGAGAGAGUCGAAGUACGUUACGAUAGAAUUUCG
Messenger RNA from Diatraea saccharalis (sugarcane borer), 1553 nucleotides. The record is from the annotation of a GenBank genome assembly. NCBI's taxonomy places the organism in Eukaryota, Metazoa, Arthropoda, Insecta, Lepidoptera, Crambidae.